Messenger RNA from Capsella rubella, 1158 nucleotides. RefSeq names its product putative F-box protein At3g22650. NCBI's taxonomy places the organism in Eukaryota, Viridiplantae, Streptophyta, Magnoliopsida, Brassicales, Brassicaceae. The coding region runs from base 1 to 1158 and encodes 385 amino acids. The record is from RefSeq and is a predicted model, not a curated record. The transcript has a single exon. Gene Ontology annotation, molecular function: protein binding.
AUGGCUUCUUCAUCUGAACGUUCGUUGCUUCCUAUUGAUAUAAUAGAAGAUAUCUUUUGUAGGAUUCCAGUAGAAUAUUUGACGCAAUUCAAACUGACGUGCAGACAAUGGCAUGCACUCUUGAAGGACAAGAGAUUCAUUUACAAACACUUGGAUCUUUUCCAAGAUCAAGAACGUUUCAUGAGAAUCGAUCAUACGGUUCAGAUCAUCGAUCCGGUGAACGUAGCUCGCUCAUCUUCACCAGUUCCGGACGUGUUUCACGAUGUAGCUCAAAUCUCAGCUAUGGUCCAUUGUGAUGGAUUGUUGUUAUGUAGAUGCAAGAACAUGAGUUCAAGAGGCUGCAAACUCGUAGUUUGGAACCCGUUCUUGAACCGAGUCAAAUGGAUCGAGCCAAUGGAUUUUUAUUCGAGUAAUGACUUCUACGGUAUUGGAUAUGACAGUGUAUGUCGUGAUGAGUACAAAGUUUUAAGGAUUUUCGAUGGAGAGCUUGAUGAAGAUGAGAGUGAAAUCGCGGGAUCUUGUGAACCAAAGAUUCAGAUUUAUGACUUUAAAUCUGAUUCGUGGAGACUUGUUGAUGAUACUACUUUGGAUUGGUCUAUAGAUCCGCCUUGCAAAGGUGUGUCUGUGAUAGGAAACAUGUAUUGGGUUGCACAUUGGAACAAUAGACCCGAACUUUUCAUCCAAAGUUUCGAUUUCUCGACAGAGACAUUUAAAGUCGUUAGCGAUCUUCCAUUUGAGUGUGAUGUGUUAGAUAUAGCAGCCUUAUCGAGUUUCCGAGGAGAAAGCCUAUCUUUGUUAUAUCAGCAUGAAGAAACAAUGAAGAUCGAGGUUUGGAUCACAAACACUUUAAGCGAUGAGGUUGUCUCGUGGACCAAGUACUUAGACGUGAGUGGUUUCGAUCUCCCGACAUUACAUACCGAUAAAGAUCUCGCACAUCCAAGUUAUAUCAUUGACACGAAUGAUAGUAUCAUGGUAUGGUGUGAGGAGAGGACUGAAGAUGAAACAAAUGAUGUAUGCGUUAGCGUUUGCAAGAUUAGUAAAGAUGGGACAGUUGAGAAACAAGUUGAUGCGGGACGAUGUGAUGUGUGUGGCGAUGAUGAUAGGCCUUUUGUCUGCCGUUAUGUAUAUGUUCCAAGUCUAGUUCCGGUUCCGGAAUAG